AAUCGAUCAAACCUCGAUGUUUAAUAUUAUUCUAUAAUUCUACACAUGAGCCAUUGGGUGUUUGCAAGUAUUUCCGUCUAGUUGUCGAUUUUUUUAAACAAUUUGGAAAUAUUUAAUACUUUUCGAAGGCGGCCAAACGUAUUAAUCAUCAUGGACAUUGCUACAUCGACGGAUAUCAUGAUAAUUAGCGGAAAUUCGCACCUCGAAUUAGCCAAUUUGGUCGCUCGUCGACUUGGUGUAAAACCGGCUCGUUGCGCCGUUUCUUAUACCACAAACCGAGAAACAUCUGUCCAAAUAAGUGAUUCUGUACGUGGAAAAGACAUAUACAUUAUUCAAACUGGUUCAAAAGAUGUAAAUAAUAAUAUAAUGGAACUCUUGAUCAUGGCAUAUGCAUGCAAAACUUCUUCUGCCAAAAGCAUUGUUGGAGUUAUUCCUUAUCUACCCUACAGUAAACAAUGUAAAAUGCGAAAACGUGGUUCUAUUGUAUCCAAACUUUUGGCAAAGAUGUUGUGUUCGUCAGGCUUAACUCAUGUGAUUACAAUGGAUCUUCACCAGAAAGAAAUUCAAGGUUUUUUUGAAUGUCCAGUCGACAAUUUGAGAGCAUCACCAUUUCUUUUACAGUAUAUUCAAGAAUGUAUCCCUGAUUAUCGUAAUGCAGUGAUUGUUGCAAGAAAUCCCGGAUCAGCAAAAAAAGCUACAUCAUAUGCUGAACGUUUACGUUUAGGAAUUGCUGUUAUUCACGGAGAACAGAAAGAAUCUGAUUCCGAUAUGGUUGAUGGAAGAAAUUCUCCACCACCAUCAUCGUCUCGUUCAAGAACGAUGGAUGUUGGAGUAGGAGUACCACAGCAUCCAGCCAAAGAAAAACCUCCUAUUAAUGUAGUGGGAGAUGUUGGUGGCCGAAUAGCUAUUAUGGUGGAUGAUAUGGUAGAUGAUGUUGCAUCGUUUGUAGCUGCUGCUGAAGUAUUGAAAGAACGUGGUGCAUAUAAAAUUUAUGUUCUAGCUACUCAUGGUCUUUUAUCUUCUGAUGCUCCAAGACUUAUUGAAUCUUCGCCAAUUGAUGAAGUGGUUGUGACAAAUACAAUUCCUCAUGAAAUUCAAAAAAUGCAAUGCCACAAAAUCAAAACGGUGGAUAUAAGUAUUUUAUUAUCAGAAGCUAUUCGCAGAAUUCAUAAUAAAGAAUCCAUGUCAUAUUUAUUUAAAAAUGUCACAUUAGAAGACUAAAAUAUUUUGAAUUGUUAAUACAUUACUUAAUUGUGGUAAAAUGAAGAACAUAACAAAUUAAAUAUUAAACUAAUAGAAUUCCAAACACUGAUUUAUUAACUUGAGUAUAAUAUUUUGGAUAUAAGUAUCAAUUAAGUAUAUUUCAAAUGAGUAUAUCAAAUAUCGCCUUUUCUUAAAUACACCUUUUGUUUAUAACCCUUAUUUACUAAAUGAAUAUGAAGAAAAUACAUUAUUAUUUAAAACAACUUACACAUUAAGAAUGUUAAUAAUUUCAUAAUUAUUCAGAUGGAUUUUUGUGCCAUUAUAUUUUUAAAUAUUCAUAUCCAAUGAUAAGAUGUAAUUACUUAAAUUUAUUUUAGGAAUGUCCUCAACAUUUUCAUAAAUUUAAGAGAAGAUCAACAUCAAUUUGACAUUAAUGUUAAAUACUUAAAAAUAUCAGUAUGUUUACAAGUUUGGUGAUUAAUAUUGAAUGUAUUUCAGCUCUAUUGAGUAUUCUCAAGUAGUUAUUAGUCACAGUUUAUAAAUGUAUGUGUUGAUAAUUAUUACUAAGCAUUAAAUACCAAUUUUAUAAAUUA
Myzus persicae (green peach aphid) is the source of this 1796-nucleotide messenger RNA. RefSeq names its product phosphoribosyl pyrophosphate synthase-associated protein 2. NCBI's taxonomy places the organism in Eukaryota, Metazoa, Arthropoda, Insecta, Hemiptera, Aphididae. The record is from RefSeq and is a predicted model, not a curated record. Gene Ontology annotation, molecular function: ribose phosphate diphosphokinase activity; magnesium ion binding. The coding region runs from base 151 to 1221 and encodes 356 amino acids. The transcript has 7 exons. Gene Ontology annotation, biological process: purine nucleotide biosynthetic process; 5-phosphoribose 1-diphosphate biosynthetic process. Gene Ontology annotation, cellular component: ribose phosphate diphosphokinase complex; cytoplasm.